GCGCUGCUGCUUCUCCUCUGUUGGGGGGAGGGGGAGGCGACCAACUAAAAGCAACAGCCGCUCACAGAGGGGGGAAAACAGUAGUGAAAUAUCCUUAACACUUUAUCCGUCAAUCAGGCUUAAUGGGGUAUAAAAACUCCCCUGCUCCGAGACUGUGAAAGAGGAGAGAAAGAAGCAGCAAUCAAUUCAGGGGAUGAAUAGGAGCCAAAGGAAAACUGGAUCUUGAAUGUGCAGACUCAGGACUUAUACAGAGGCACAAGGUUACAAAAUGACCAUUUCUAUGCCACAGUCCAUAUAAAGUCCUGACAGCAGCCUCUCCUAUAGUUGUAAUAGCGCUGGGUUUCAGUUUCUAGGCACAGCAGGUUUUUAUUUUGCACCUUGUGUAUUGGAGUUUAUUUGCACUGGGCUGACGAUAUUUUGUAACAAGAGUGAAUGAACUCUGCUCUAUAUAAGGAACACAGUGCAGUAUAAAAGUUAAAGUAGGUUACAGGUAUCAGCAUGGAUUGGAAGUCCCUGUGCAAGUUGCUGCUGCUACCUCUGCAAAUGAUCUACUAUGUGCUCAAAGCCGCCGUGUGUCAGGUCUUGCCCAGCAAGCUGAGAGACUUGAGGGGGGAUACCGUCCUUAUUACCGGAGGGGGCAGGGGUAUCGGAAGAAACCUGGCCAAGGAGUUUGCCAAACAGGGAGCCAAGAAGAUUAUUUUAUGGGGUCGAACAGAGAAAUGUCUCAAAGAAACUACUGAAGAAAUAAGACAGCUUGGCACAGAAUGUUAUUAUUUCAUAUGUGAUGUUGGUAAUCGAGAGGAAGUUUACCAGCAGGCAAAAGCAGUACGAGAAAAGGUUGGUGAUGUUACCAUUUUGGUUAACAAUGCAGCAGUGGUGCAUGGGAAAAGCCUAAUGGAGAGUGAUGACGAUGCGCUCUUGAAAUCCCAGCACAUAAACACACUAGGACAAUUUUGGACUACCAAAGCCUUCCUACCACGAAUGCUGGAACUACAGAAUGGCCACAUUGUUUGCAUAAACUCAGUUCUUGCUUUAUCAGCAAUUCCUGGUGCCAUUGACUACUGCACUUCCAAAUCCUCUUCAUUUGCAUUUAUGGAAAGCUUGACCUUGGGACUCUUGGAUUGCCCAGGAGUUAAUGCAACAACAGUAUUACCAUUUCAUACCAACACUGACAUGUUUCAAGGAAUGAGAAUCAGGUUUCCAAACCUUUUUCCACCUUUAAAACCAGAAACAGUAGCUAGAAGGACAGUAGAAGCGGUUCAGAAGAACCAUGCACUCCUUCUGCUCCCAUGGACAAUGCAUGCACUUGUUGUUAUGAAAAGCAUACUUCCACAAUCAGCACUUGAGAAAAUCCACAGAUUUUCAGGGUCUUAUACAUGCAUGAAUACUUUCAAAGGAAGAACAUAA
Messenger RNA from Bombina bombina (fire-bellied toad), 1407 nucleotides. RefSeq names its product dehydrogenase/reductase 3 (gene DHRS3). Gene Ontology annotation, cellular component: lipid droplet. The record is from RefSeq and is a predicted model, not a curated record. Gene Ontology annotation, molecular function: oxidoreductase activity, acting on the CH-OH group of donors, NAD or NADP as acceptor. NCBI's taxonomy places the organism in Eukaryota, Metazoa, Chordata, Amphibia, Anura, Bombinatoridae.